Molecule: messenger RNA, 1617 nt
Organism: Bactrocera oleae (olive fruit fly)
Lineage: Eukaryota; Metazoa; Arthropoda; Insecta; Diptera; Tephritidae
Source: RefSeq, a predicted model, not a curated record
CAUUACUAUCGCUUUAUCGUUACAUACCGUGUUUCCCUAAUUUGGCGACAUAUAAAAAGUGCACUUUUGUCUCUUUUGAUUAACAGUUACAUUUCAAAUUUCACAUUGUAAAGACUUAGGGAGGGAGACUUACGAAUAUCAAAAAACUCGAUGAUGCGUUUGUUAGUGUUUUUACUAUUUGUAGGGGUGGCGCUGGCGGCGCCACAAGGCUACAACUAUCAAUUAAAUUACGCUCCCAACAAUGGCGGGGCCUUGACAUAUUCACAAGUACAGAUACUACAGCAGUUCGCUAGUCAACAUGAACAAUCAGUCGUACAACAACAAACCGCAAACAUUUCGGAGCAACAAGCUCCUGUUCAGACUCAUAAUAUUGCACCAGCUGGAGGCUCGCAAUUCGCCAAUCAGUUAAUACAACUAGCAAGCCACGGACAACAACAGCAACAAUUACCGCAAUCACAGGGGGUUUCAGAGGUGUCACAGUCUCAGACACAGAGUUUCUUACAGUCCCAACCACAAGCCCUGCCCGUGCCACAACCUCUCGCUCUACCGCAACCACAACCUCAAGUCCAGCCACAGAUACCAUCUCCGCUGCCAGUUCAACAACAGUUGCAAAUUUCGGCACUGCCACAACCUCAACCCGAGCCUUUGCCACAACUUCAAGAAGAAUCACAACCUCAAACUCAAUUUUUGCCUCAGGCUCAAUACCAACCAGAGCCGCAGUCUCUGCCUCAAUCUCAGCAACAAAUUAAACCGCAAUCUUUCCAACAGUCUCAACCCCAACCUCAAUUUGUACAGCAGGUUCAACCCACGGUGCAGCUACAGCCACAGCCACAACUUUUACUGCAUCCACAACCGCAACCCCAACUCUCACUACAGUCUCAACCCGAAUCACAAGAACAACAAUCAUCCGCCCCUCAGCGCUUGCCACAGCCAGCUCAAUCGAUACAUUUACAGCAGGCAUCUGCACUCCUUCGCGCACCCGAACCUGCAUACUACAACAAGGAGUACUACUAUCUUUCUGCACCUCAGGAAAACUAUGAACUCCCAUAUAACUUCAAUGAUCAAUUAAACAAAAUGAAAAAGAAUCUUCGCGUUGUUUUCAUCAAAGCGCCGGAACAGAAUGGCCUUGCAAAGGCAGCCUUGCAGUUGGUGAAGGAUAGCCAGCAACCAGAGACGGCCAUUUACGUGCUAACGAAGCAACAUAGUGCCACUGAAUUGGCUAAGAAAUUACAACAAUUACCCGCCACAGCACAACAUAAACCCGAAGUGAUAUUCAUCAAGUAUCGCACGCGUCAGGAGGCUGAGCAUGCGCAGCGUACUAUUCAAUCGCAAUACGAAUCGCUCAAUGGACCCAAUCACUUCAAUUUCGAAAACGUUGUGCCAACGCAUAAUUUUAUUAAAUCCCCGGCAGCCAUACUUGUAGAGCCACGCCAGCGCUUGACGGAGAAGAAUGCCGUUACAAAUGCGGCUACAUCGACGCCCCUCGAUUAUCUCCCGCCUGCGGAGUGAAGUAUUUCAAUUUUAUUUGGUAGUUAAUUUAUGUGUGUAAAUAUAAUAUAUGUGUUUUUGUUGUACGCUUAGAUUUAAUAAAAGUUUUAUAAUUCAUUUAAAUUAUAG